UAAUUCAGUCCAGUUUGGGGAAAGAGAAACAACAGCAGUCUGGAAAGGUCCCUCAAACAAGACCAUGGAAAGGAACAUCAUAUAUUUGUGGAUUUGUGCUUUUGCAGUAGUUCAUGGAAAUCAAGAGACUUCACCUCAACCUUUCAUCAGUGAUAAAAUCCCAUCAUUGAUAAAGAUGAACAAUGAUUUUGCUUUUCACCUGUACAAGAGAAUUGUAGAAAUGCCGGAGUAUCAGUCCAAGAACAUCUUCUUCUCUCCUUUCAGUGUGUCCAUGGCCCUUUCUGAGCUGUCUUUAGGAGCCGGUGGUGAAACCAAAGAACAGCUUCUCAGUGGCAUCGGCCAUAACAGCUCGGUCUUCAGCACUGAAGAAAUGCACCAGAUGUUCCACAGUCUCCUGGAAGAAAUCGACCAGAGGACAGGGGUGGACAUCGAUGUCGGCACUGCUCUAUAUGCAAGCGACAAAUUAAAGCUCCUUCCUGAGUUCUUGAAGGAGAUAAAGGAGUUUUACCACUCUGACGGAUUCACUGUGGAUUUCAGCGUCAAAGAAACACUAGAUAAAAUUAACACGUAUGUGAAGGAAAAAACUCAUGGGAAAAUAGACCAAGCUGUUGAUGAUCUGGAAUCUGACACUUUGAUGUUUCUUCUCACUUACAUAUAUUUUAAAGGAAAAUGGGACAUGCCUUUUAACCCAAGCAGCACCCAUCAAAGUAUAUUUCAUGUAGACGCUGAGACCACCGUUCCAGUACAAAUGAUGCACCAGUACAAAUCCCUCAAAGUUUAUUAUGAUGUCGAACUCUCUUCUAAAGUCCUCUGUCUAGACUACAACGACUCUUUCUCCAUGUUUCUGGCUGUACCAGAUACUGGCAGGUCAGGUAAGACCAUCAAAGAUCUGGAGAUGGCCAUCUCUAGACAGCACAUUGAAAAGUGGAGGACAUCUGUUAGAAAAAGCGAAACUGACAUCUAUGUCCCCAAGCUCUCUCUGAAAACAUCAUAUUCCCUGAAAGAUAUUUUGAAAGGAAUGGGAAUAGCUGAUAUGUUUACAUAUCAAGCCAACUUCACAGGAAUUUCAGAGGAAAAUAUGCUAAUUUCAAAGGUUUUACAUAAGGCCAGUCUGGAUAUAGAUGAGAAAGGAACCACUGCAGCAGCAGUGACAACUGUUAAUUUCAGACUAAUGUCCUACAGCCCAAUGGAUACUUUGAUUUUUGACCGUCCAUUCAUGAUCUUUAUCACUGACCAAAAAAAUGACAACAUCCUCUUCUUUGGAAAAGUUGUCAAUCCAGCGGAAAAACAGUAAUGUGACAUUUAAAAUUUUAUGACAAAAUUAGCCAGCAGGUGGCCGCGAUUUAAACAACUGGUGCCAUUAUUUUGCUAACUCUAUAGUUGGUACUUAAUCCUUCUUCUAGAGGUUCACCUUCCUGAUGAGAUUAGUUCGAAUGCAUGUCAAACACCUGAACCAUCUUAUCAAGGUCUUUUGAUUGCAAGAUUGAGUACUGACAAAAAUACAAAUGUUUUUGUUUGGUCACUCGUGUGUUAAACUGGUUAAGUGUAUUUGCUGCACGUUUCUUUUUCCUCAGGCAAUUAAUGUAACAUCUCAAAUUGAAAGGCGAUUAUGGGAAGGAUUAUCAUAUGUUUGUGCAUAGUAAUAGUUCACCCAGUUGUCUGAGAUGAUGGAGAUGAUGGUCUACUACCAACUUUUGGCACACUCACAGUAAUGUUCAGGAGAAAAAAUGAUUUAGCUUGUCACCUGGAUGUAGGUAGUGCUCUUUAGGUAAGCAACAAAUCAAAACCACUUCCCGAGUUCCUUGAGAAGAUGAAGCAGUUUCACAUCCUGGAAGGCUUCGCUGUGGAUUUCCACCUCAAUGCAACUUUAAAAAAGAUUAACACAUCCAGCACUUCAUGGAAAUAAACACAUGGGAAAAUAGAUAAAGCUGUUGAAGCUCUAAUAUUAGAGCUUUCUGUCCCUGCAUAGAUGGCAAUGCAACUGAGAUGUUUAAAGCCCAGAAAGGUAGUAAAGACAUUGUUAAAACUGUCCAUGUGAUCAGUGGUUCCGUUGUAAUUUUAUGAAUCUACAAGAAUACUUUCUGUGUGCGAAGAAAACAAAAAUAAUGCCUUUUAUUCAACAAUUUCUUCUCUUCAGUGUCAGUCUUCGUCACACAUUCACUAGAGUACCACAGCACAUGCAACAGUUUGCGUAAACAUGUCUAAAGAUUUCAACAGAGAGGAUUGCUUGCGUUUGUUUGCCCAGCCUUACUUAUAUGAACCAGAUUAUACAGACGAUGAACUAAGACAGAUAAAUGUUCUUCAACAGAACGCUGGCUCCUGAGCCGGCAGUACCACACGACUGUAUUGUGGGACUCUUGUGAAUGCACCAAGAAAGAUUGACAGGGGAAAGAAAAAGUUGUAAAUAAAGUAAUUUUUUAGGUUUUCCUUGCACACAAAAGUAUUCUCGUAGCUUCAUAAUGGUACUGCCACUGCCACUGGUGGUACAUGGACUAUUCCAAUGAUGUCCUUGCUACAUUGCUUGGCCUUGGGGCAUUUCAGUUGUAUAUUGUUAUCUAUGCAGGUUCAGAAAUCUCUCAGAUUUCAUCAAAAAUAUCUUAAUUUGUGUUCCUAAGAUGAACGAAGGUCUUACGGGGUUGGAAUAACAUGAAGGUGAAUAAUCAAUUUCAGAAUUAUUUAUUUUUUAGGUGAAUUAUCCCUUUAAAUUUAAUGUGAAAUUCAUAUAGCAUAUAAGGAAUAGAAAGAGCAGACUUUGGGAUAGAUUUAUCCAGGACAAAACCACCAGUGUACAGAUUUGAUCCAUUCAUGAUCUUAAUUGUCAAACCGAUGAAUGACAAAAAUGAUCAACCCAGUGGAAAAGCAGUGACGUGACAUUCAAGAUAUCAUAACUGACAUUAAGCGGCCGUGAUUUUAUAUAACUGCUUACAGAGUUUUGUUACAGGUACAACUAGCAUAUUACUGUCCACAUGUGUUAUUUAACCAUUUAAUAAAGUCUCCAUCAGUGUGUA
Molecule: messenger RNA, 3008 nt
Organism: Carassius gibelio (silver crucian carp)
Lineage: Eukaryota; Metazoa; Chordata; Actinopteri; Cypriniformes; Cyprinidae
Product: corticosteroid-binding globulin-like
Exons: 5
Coding region: 65-1294 (409 amino acids)
Biological process (GO): negative regulation of endopeptidase activity
Molecular function (GO): serine-type endopeptidase inhibitor activity
Source: RefSeq, a predicted model, not a curated record